Messenger RNA from Adineta ricciae, 1992 nucleotides. The record is from the annotation of a GenBank genome assembly. NCBI's taxonomy places the organism in Eukaryota, Metazoa, Rotifera, Eurotatoria, Adinetida, Adinetidae.
AUGUUACUUAAACACAUUUUACCCGAACAAUAUCAACCAACGUUAGUGCUCGACGAUGAAAGACAUUUAUUUAUUCGUUUGUUCAAAGAUAAUGAUCUACGUCGGGAAAAGCUUCGACCAUUUCGAAUUUUAAGUGGGUCAUUGCACUAUUUUCGUGUUUUACCACAAGUCUGGUCGGAUCGUAUUCAAGAAAUGAAACGAGCUGGUCUCAAUACGAUUGAAACAUACAUUCCGUGGAACUUACACGAGCCCGAAAGAGGUGUUUUCAAAUUUAAUGAAGGUCUAACUGAUUUAUCAAGCUUUUUAAAGCUUGUUCAUCAACAUGAAAUGUUUACGAUCGUUCGUCCAUCAGGUUAUAUCUGUGCUGAAUAUGAAUGGGGCGGUUUACCUAGCUGGUUACUCCAGGACAAUCAAAUGCGUAUUCGCUCAACAUAUUCCGGUUUUGUUGAUGCAUUGAAAAAUUAUUAUUCAGUUUUAUUACCAAUUCUAUCUGAACAUCAAUACAAUCGACACAGUCAUGGUUCAAUAAUUGCAUUCCAAAUCGAAAAUGAAUAUGGAAGUUACGGCGAAGAUAAGGAUUAUCUUCGAGCCAUUCGCUCAAUGUAUGUAGAAUACGGUUUGGAUGAAUUGUUCUUCACAUCCGACGGUGCCAGAGAACUUACACGUGGCACUUUAGAUAACGUUUGGGCAACCAUCAAUUUUCAACGUCAUGUCAAAGAAAACAUCGAACAAUUAAUCGCCUUUCGUUCACAUAAUCAUUUGAUGAUUAGUGAAUAUUGGACGGGAUGGUUUGAUUAUUGGGGUGGACGACAUCAAACAGGUUCAUCAGGUACCUAUUCUGCAGACGAAUUCGAAAAAGAUCUCGAAGAUAUUUUAUUGAAUUCCAAAUACGAAAUAUCCAUUAAUUUUUAUAUGUUCUUCGGUGGAACAAAUUUUGGUUUUACAUCAGGUGGACAUCAUUUUCCUUCCAAAAAAUAUUCUCCAUUAGUGACUUCCUACGAUUACGAUGCACCAUUGAAUGAAUCUGGUGAUCGAACAGAUAAAUACUUUGUUAUUCAACGUGUCAUCAAAAAGUUCUAUGAACUUCAUCCACAACUAAUCGUUUACAACCAUCCCCGUAUAACUGAAGACAAAUUCGAAAUUACAGAGCGGAAAGAUUCGAAAAAAGCCGCAUUCAGCCGAAUCAAGAUCUAUGGUUACAAAACACUCGAGCAAAUACUCCACGAUGACAUUCUAACAAACAAAUGCGAAGUUACCGAUGGACCGUUAAACAUGGAACAAAUAAAGAUUCCUGCACACUCGAAUGCCGGAGCAUCACAAGGCUUUAUUGUCUACACAAAUAAUAACAUGGAGAAAUUCUUCGAAGACAAGCAUGUCGAACAACGAGUUACAAUUGAAUCGAUUGCUGACAAUGCUUUAGUUUUAGUCAACGGAAAAGUGAUUUAUAAAUCACUAUGCUCAGAUAAUUCUAUUCAAUUUAAUAUCCCACCGGAUACGAAGAAUUUAACGAUCAUUGUUGAAAAUAUGGGUCGUAUUAAUUUUGGUCCUACACUUGACCAUAGUCGAAAGGGUAUUCUUAGUAAAGUAUUAUUAAAUGGCACAAUUGAAUUACAAGCAUGGACAAUCCAUACAUUAGAGUUUCAUAAAGGCGUGUCAAGUAUUACUGAUUGGAAUCGAUUGACGAUCGACGAGAAAAAUGCAACAAAUACUCAUGAUCUUAAUUAUGGUCCACAAUUAUUUUAUGCACCAUUUCAUAUUGAAAAUGAACAUUCAAUUGCCGACACGUACUUAUCAUUAGAUUCUCAAUGGACAAAAGGUGUCGCGUUUAUCAAUGGAUUCAAUUUGGGAAGGUAUUGGAGUAUAGGACCGCAACGUACAUUAUACAUACCCAAAGAAUUAUUAUUCAAAGGAUUUAAUCAUAUUCAGUUAUUUGAAUUGUAUACAUUUGGCCAAUACAUUCAACUCGUCGAUACGCCUAUCAUCGAUGCGUGA